AUGAGCAACGUGGUAACCCUUAAUUGCGAAACUGCUACGAAAGGAUACAAAGAUGUGCUGUUGUCUACUGCGGUUGUGAAUAUUCUUGACGAACAUGGCAACGCAAGGCUGUGUCGUAUUCUACUUGACUCCGGUUCACAACUCCAUCUUAUUACAGAAGCAAUGGCAGCACUCCUUGGGAUUCAACGCGAGAAGUGUGCAACCAGCUUAGUCGGAGUCAACGGCAAGGAGACCCAAAUCAAGCACCAAGUGACGGUGGUGCUUCAAUCUAGAUCUACAAGUUACCGUACCACCAUCGAAUGCUUAGUUGUGCCGAGGAUCACAGGCAUACUUCCGGCUCAGAAACUCAACACUUCGGAAAUAGCGAUUCCCGAUCACAUUCGUCUGGCAGAUCCGGAAUUCUAUAAGCCUCAACGAAUCGAUCUUUUGAUUGGUUCCGAGCUUUUCUACAGUAUCAUAAUGACCAACCGUGUCGAACUGGGGCCCGGGCGUCCAAUCCUCCAGGAAACAUUUUUUGGAUGGGUUGUUGCUGGACCAAUCAAUGGUCGCUCGUCAUGUAUGCAACCACAACAUUGCAACACGGUUUCAAUCGCAACGGAAAGUCGACUGGACGAGCUGGUUCAACGGUUUUGGUCUCUUGAGGAAGUACCAAUGGCUGCUAAGUUGUCACCUGAGGAGGAAUUGUGUGAGCAGCAUUAUGCUCAGACUACAACAAGAGAUUCAUCUGGAAAGUAUGUGGUCAGACUCCCGUUUCGUGAAAACGUAAGCAAGCUUGGUGAAACGAGACAACAUGCGCUACAUCGAUUCCAGCAGUUAGAAAAGCGGUUGAACAGUAACGAAAGAUUGAAAGGCGAAUACGAUUGUUUCAUCGACGAGUACAUUGGACUCAAUCAUUGCCGAGAGAUAUUUGAACCAGAGGCAAGCAGUAAACCAAACUGCUUCUUGCCGCACCAUGCGGUUUUCAAGCCGACGUCAUCAUCAACGAAGUUACGCACAGUGUUUGAUGCGUCAGCGAAAUCUUCUUCGGGACUCUCACUGAACGACGUGUUGAUGACAGGUCCGAUCGUUCAGGAUUCGCUAUUAGACAUCACGAUGCGAUUCCGGAUUCACCAGUACGUGUUUACUUGUGAUAUCCCUAAGAUGUACAGGCAAAUUACAAUGUCAGCAGAUGAUACUAAAUUUUUGCGGGUUUUUAUCGUCAGCAAUCAACAGAGCCGGUUCGCACAUUUGAAUUGA
This is a messenger RNA of Armigeres subalbatus, 1236 nucleotides long. RefSeq lists its product as uncharacterized. The record is from RefSeq and is a predicted model, not a curated record. The transcript has a single exon. The coding region runs from base 1 to 1236 and encodes 411 amino acids. Lineage: Eukaryota; Metazoa; Arthropoda; Insecta; Diptera; Culicidae.